UUUUUUGGGAAUAUGCUCUUAAGGGAACAUGCUCUACUGUAGGCUAGCUAACCUUACCUGCCCAGCACAAAAUCACAUCUAAAGUUAGCAACUAGCAAGUAAACAUAGUGGAACAUUUAGUGUAUAAAGAGCCAGAUAUUUUUCUCAGGGGUUGAUAGCGACGAAAAACGAGCUCACAGGAGGGUGAGUAUGACUUCAAGUGGUUUAAAACAGGACUCUUAAUGGUGCUUAUAAUGAUUCCGGUUCCCUGGAUGUGUAACGUUAGCUAGCUAAAUGUUUGCUAACAUGGUAGCCAUAAACUUUGUAGUUUAAAAGGUGAUGUCACUAAAUUAUUGAACCUUACUAUUUAGAAGGUUGUGCCGAAAUGUGUUCUCGUUGAUAUAUUGUGAUGUAAGCCUAAUUUAACAAGUGAAGUAACAGCAUAUUUUGUCCUCCUCAACUUGGAAACUUGAGAUGUGCUACCUUUUCUUCACCUUUUGGAAGCACUCAACCGAGAAUCUCCAUGUUGAAGCGCAACCUCCUUUUUCAAGUAAGGUAACGUUAAUGAUAUAUGUUGUUCAGCUGCCUCCAAUUGGCCAACACAUCUAUCUAUUAAUGGAUUAUUUUAAUGUGGCUGCAACGUCCAACAUUUAUUUCGUAAGUGGUACGUCAAGGAUAUAGACUAAUUAUGAAGUGACUGAGUCCAGGCUUUUAUGGCGAAGGGACGGUGGCCCAGCCCCCGGUGCUCGACGGUUGUGUUGUGCGGCGGUGCAGACGUAGCUGAGGCCGGUUGAGUGUGAAGCGCUGACAGGACGCUGGUGGAGAGCAGCCGUCGGCGCACACAGCUCAGUGAAGUGUGUCUGCAGCAGCGAGCAUAACACUGGAUUACCACCACACAGAGGGCUCUCCAGAAGGGGGCAGCAUAAGACUGAGCUCAACGCCCAUCCCAUCAGGUCCUCGAGCGGUCUGCUCUGUCAGGAUCACGCCUCUGACAACAAUGAAAGGCUCUCCUGACCUGAUUCCUGCCGCAGAUUUGGACCCCAGCAGAGUGUGCAAAGGGAAAGGAGUCGUGACUCUAAGGGCCACCCUCGUCCACAUAGAUGAUGAGGGCUGCAUCAGCGGCGAGCCAAAUGUCAUCACAACGCCAUGUGGCUGGACAAGCCAGAUUAAUGGAGACAGCUCUAAAGCAGGAUUGGCUGAGGGAGGCAGCAACAUCACAGCUGAUUUACCUCCGGUAAACAACACUCAGUGCCAGGCCAAUUCACCAGAGAGCAUAAAAGAAAACCAGGCUCCAUCCUCCACUGACAUUCAGAACUAUUUCACACCGACCUCCAGCUCUGUUUAUCCCUGCACUAGCACAGUUAACCCCACCAUAGUCCUGCUGCAACACAACAGAGAGCAGCAAAAGCAUCUGUCUCAUUUUGAAGACCCAACCCCAGAAAGGGACAAAAGCCCUGAUCCAGGGAGAGACUCGGUCAGUCCAGUCCCUGAUAUGGACUGGAAGAGGCUGAGGCUAUCACUGCACUCCCCUGUCCUCAGUCCUCUCAACAAGCCCAUUGUGCCUGUACGGAACACUGACAAGUCCAAAGACUGGUACAAGACAAUGUUCAAACAGAUACACAGAAUACCUGAUGAUGGUCCCAUUCCCUUUGGUUAUUUGGAAGAUGUGAGACCAGUCCCACGCUCAAAAAGCGACGCUGAGGUCGAUUCAAGAGGCCGGUCGAUGCCUGUGCCAACGCGGUCCUCCUCCCUCAAACCCUCUGCCAAAAGGAACGAGUGGGAGCCCCCGGAUAAAAAGGUAGACACCAGGAAGUACCGCGCCGAGCCCAAGAGCAUCUUUGAGUACGAGCCGGGGAAAUCGUCGGUGCUGAAGCUGGAUAGAACGAGUGCCCCCUCUUUCAGCCCCCUGGAAACAGCCUCCGACCUGCAGCAGUACUCCUCGAGCAAGUCUGGACACAGCGAGGUGGAGAAGGACGGAGGAUCAUCCACAAGCGAGCCUGGGGCUCCAGAAUGCGACCGCCAUGUUUACAAGACUGUCCUGGAGGGCGGCGACAUUCCCUUACAAGGUCUACGGGCCCUAAACAAGCGCCAGGCAAGCUCCUCCUCCUCUAAAGACUCGUCCCCAGUUCUCGGAGAGAGCCAGGAUGACGUGUUGCGAAGGCGUCACGGGGACAAAGAGAAAAUCUUGGAGGAGCAGCGGCGGCUGAAGCGGGAACAGGAAGAGGCUGACACGGCGUCGAGACGACACACAGGCAUUGUCCCGACGCACCACCAGUUCAUCACCAACGAGCGCUUCGGAGACCUGCUCAACAUCACAGAUAACACGGAGAAGAGGAAAUCAGGCGUAGAGAGAACUCCAGCCAUGGCUCGCUUCGACUUCAGAGCAGAAACUCUAAAGGAAUUACCGUUUCAGAAGGGAGACAUUGUCUACAUUAUUCGACAGGUGGAUCAAAACUGGUAUGAAGGGGAACAUCAUGGAAGAGUUGGCAUUUUCCCUCAAAGUUAUGUCGAGCUCCUUCCCCCCACAGAGAAAGCCCAGCCAAAGAAAAGUGCCCCAGUGCAGGUUCUGGAAUAUGGAGAGGCUGUCGCCCGCUUCAACUUCAACGGGGACACGGUGGUGGAAAUGUCCUUCAGAAAGGGAGAGAGGAUAACGCUGAUCCGUAGGGUCGAUGAAAACUGGUACGAAGGCAAAAUCUCAGGCACCAACCGCCAAGGCAUCUUCCCCGUCACCUACGUAGAAGUGAACAAACGACCCCGCAUCAAAAACGGCGUGGAGUAUCUGGACCCUCCUGUCAGCCAGUCGCCACAGCGCAGCACCAACGCUUCUCCUCAGCUGUAUCGCAAUCGUCUGACCACCUCCCCCCUGCCCCUUCCCCGCUCCCCCCGCCGCUCCGUGUCCCCCGAGGUCCACGCGAUCUCCUCUGAGUGGAUCUCCCUGACUGUGGGAGGAGGGAGUCCUCCUGCCGCCCCCACCCCUCCCCUGCCACCGCUGCCCACUGUGUCCUAUCGCUGCGGCGAGUACCUGCCCCCGCCCUACUCCGCCAGCCCCGUGCCUCAUAUCACCGGCAGCCCAUACUGCGUCUCCCCGGCGGCUUCCCCAUCUGCCUCCCCUCUCCCCCCACCUUAUCCUCCCAGACCCAACUCAACCACUCCCUACCUCACGUUCACCCCACCUCAGGGGGGGGACUUCCUGCUCUCCCCUCCCUUCCCACGUCUGUCGGGCAGCGUGAGCCCCAGUGGAGGGCCGGUGCUGGAGGGCUGGCUGAGGGGGGAGAAGGAGUUGACAGAAGGGGAAGGCGCGGAGGGCGACCGGGGCCACGCAGCCCCGGGCAGCAGGCGAAAUAGCCCUGCAGAGUUUGUGAAGAAUGAGGCUGACCAUCAUGGACGGAGAUCCAGAAGCCCUGUGAUGCUGUUUGACAUCCAAGACAACAACAAUGUUAACUCAUUUGCGGAGGCAGUGUGUAAUGAGAUCUUGAAUAUAGCUGAGACCUCGGUGAGGUACUGCAGCAACCUGUCCCACCACCCUCAUGACUCUGUCCAUAGACUGCACCCCCACCCCAGUAAACAAUCUCUCAUCAUUUCCCAGCAACCCCAGUCCCACAGCAGCAGCCCGGAGCCGAACCGUCUCAACUGCGGAAUUUUCCAGGCGCUGUACAGUUACGCGCCGCAGAACGAAGACGAGCUGGAGCUGCAGGAGGGAGAUCUCGUCAACGUCAUGGAGAAGUGCGAUGACGGCUGGUUUGUCGGUACCUCAAAGAGGACAAAACUGUUUGGGACUUUCCCUGGGAAUUACGUGAAGGAGGUGAAACUGUAAAGAUAUCUAAUCUGGCUGUAACACAUGGUUGCCUGUCAAGCUUGGGAAGUCAUUACUAUCGCGCAUGGCUGUUGGUUAGCAUAGUAAUUUAGCCAGGCGAAUCCAUUUUUGUCUGGGAAAGUGAUCGGUUCGGCCGGAGGUAUGUCAAAACUGCACGGCGAGGCGGAGACAGAGACAGCUCACUGCCCAGACCUCAGUAUGGUGUACACCUUGACCACAUUUUACACACUUCUUGACAGAAUUUGUCCGUCUCCACAUGUGGAAUUUCUCCUUGAGAACCUACCACAAACUAGCUUUUCUUGUACAGAUAAUAGCUUCCAUCCUGUCCAUGUAAUUUACAGUGUUUACGUAGCACCUCAGUCUGGAGGCCGGCAGCAGAGCAGUGUAUGGAUUAAAGAGUGGAUCUUAUUACCUGAACUGGACUUGGGAGGAAUUCAGAAUGUAUUUUUUAUGGGAUGUGUUUGUCAUAAGCUACCUUUCAGGACCAGAGUUGUCUGGUUUAUCACGAUUAGCCAAGUAUGAUGCAAACCAUGCCUUUGCUUCCAAAAGAAAACCUUCAGUGGUUGGAUCAACGUACGUAAAUGAAACUGAAUGUGGUGGUUCAUUCUUGAACUCGUUUAGAUAUGAGAAAAGGACUUAAAUUCAGCGCCCUCCAGGGUUUUAAGAGAAGCCCCUUUAGAGACUGGUCUGACAUACCUGUUUUACUUUUCUGUUACAUGUUAUGGAUCAUCGUAAAGUCAGUAUUGGCUACCUUUUGAAGAAAACAUCACAGCAUUCGCAACUCAGUGUAACCCAAAAAGCUUUCGAUACCGCUGCAGUAUUGCCUUCAUUUUCUAUCCAACGAUUGUCAUACGACAGUUAUUACCACGUCAUUGUGCGUGACGACAAACACUCAGAUGUUGAAAUGUGCGGUUAGCUUCUCUUUUUCCCAGUUACAGCAAACGCAGAUACAGGACACGUGGGCUGUGUUGCAUGUCUGAUAAAAGUGAAGAGAUCAAAUAUUUUCAGAAUGUAUUUAUUUGUCCUUUUAUACCUCUUCUGUCAAAAUAGUAGUAAAGUGCGUUUGCUGAUGGAUGAUGCCUGUAAGGUAGCUGGUGGUAGACGCCUGGCUCCGGCGCAACCACAGGACAGGCGUGGUAGCACUUAACUUCCUGUUUGGUCAUUUUAGGGAGGUCCCACCUAACAAGAUAAUAGUAGAUUAAUCACAAACUGUUUAAUGUUUCAAGUAAAGCCAACAAGGUGUCUUUGAAAAUAAUCAUACUGAUUUUUAAGAGCAAAUAGAGAUUUUAACCAUGCCCUUACUGGUAAGAUUAUAUGUUUUAUUUCGCCAUGUAAAUGUGUACAGAAAUCUUUAAGAGGCCUUCCAUAUAUGGCCACAUAUUUUGAUAUGUAAUGACUACAACUUGGGAAAUACAUUUAGUGGAAUGAUUUAAAAAAAUACGGUGAGCAUUAGUACAGCGUGCACUGUAAAAUCAGUAGAGACUGACAAAUCGGAGCAUGGAACACGAUCAGCCCUCGCCUAAAUAUUUGCCACCUGUAGCUGAAAGCAAACAGAAGUGCUGACAGGGUUAACAGUCUGCUGAGCUUAAACAGCUGCCUGAUGGAAGAUCGCUUUGAAUUUUGCUAUCAUAGCAUCAGAGCCGUCUUCCCGCGAGUACAGAGCUCCCACAUCUCCAGCAACGACCCUGUAUCAGACGCCACGUCAUCUACACACGCACAGAUUGAAAGAUGAUAGCUAUUGUUUUUUUUUCCUGCUUGUGUUUUCAUCAAAUUCCUUGUUGUCAUCAAUUGCCGCGCUGUGCUCAAUCAAUACUUUAGCCAAACUGUCAAAUAUUGCCCGCAAAUCAUUCUUAGUGCUUGUUAUAACCUGCUUAGACUUGCAGACGGGUGCAGUUUGUAGGGUAAUUGCUAAGGAAGAAUUUGAAAGUCUGUUUAGUUUAUACCAGGUGGACUGAGGUAGUGAGCAAUCUGAUGCUUCAAGUAGCUGAAGUCGGAUCCUUUUCCCAAUCCACACAUUUCUAAUCAAAUGGUGCCAGACUAUCAGUGGGCCUACCUUUUAGUAUAACUCUAUGUUUGCCUGAGUACACAAAAUCAGAAACAUAAUGUGAAGUAUUGAAAGAUAAAACAGUAGCUCUCACUUGGAUCUAAACGUGUGUGUUUAUAUCUUUGUUUUUUUGUAUGUGUUAGCUACAGUUGUGCAGUGAUGAUAAACAUUGACCUCAUUGGAACAUGGUUUGAAGCUGUAUGUGGCCGCCACAUAAGUGAUAUAUGAAGUUAAGUCAUUGAUGAAGUGCAUUCAUUUAACAAAGUUCAGUAGCAAUCAGUGUUUCAUCCUCUCUGGCGUGAGACAAAAUCAAGCGCGUCUUCACCGCUGACAAUUUUGCCAACAUCUGCAAAGGAAUGUUUUCUCAAGAUAAUAAACUGCAUUAUGGGUUUGCCUGUAUAGCACUGAUAUAAUAUUCAGGUAUUUUGUUACGCCACAAAAGCAUGUUUUUCCCUCCACUGCUGGCUAAACAUUUUUGUUCCUGUGUAACUCCAGCUCCACAUGAAAGUGCUGAUUGGUUGGGAGUCUGUUGACCUGUAGGCUUUUCUUCUCUGACAGAACAACAAGGGGGGAGCGUUCGCUCCAUGGCAAACACGCAGACAUGAUGAACGAGUUAACAAUCACACAUUUAGUCAUAAUAAUACAACUCACUCGAGAUUGUUUCUGUGAUAUUGUGCUCCAGAAAACAUCACAGGAUGUAUGAAUGUAUGAAUAUAUGAAUGUGGCGCAAUGCACACGUGAUAUGUAAAAACAUUUAAAAAAAAUCUGUACUUUCAUCUUGAAUGAACAUGCAGACUAUUGAGCAACAUGGCACAAGAAGGAUUGUAAAUAUGUAAAAUAAAAAAAAGGACUGCGAGUGACUCUCUUGUCACUUGCAGCGGUUUAUUUACCUGAAGGAUUUUUUGGCAAAGCACAGAGUGGAGCAUUAUUGAGCACAGGAAGUUUGACGCAUAUUAACAUUACGCUGCCAUUUGUGACGAUCAUAAUGCCUUAUGUUAGAUGCAAAAUUGUGCCUCAUUUUCAUGUAAUUGUUUUUUUUUUUUGGGGAGCAUCACUGAAAUGUAUCCAUGACAUAUUUAAUGUAACUAUGGUUUUCCCAUUAGUCCUAGUCUCUGUGAUGGGAGAACAUUAAAUAGGAACUUGUCAGUUACUGUGCAAGUACCUAAAAGUGUGACACAAUGCUUUAACUUAAUGAUUAAUAAUCAUAAGAAUGGACUAGUUUGAGGAGACGCACAACCUGCAACAGGUUUGGUUUGUUUGCUUCAAUUUGCAGUGCUGUUACAUUGACAAUAUUAAAAUAAAAAGAUACUAUACACUGCUGUGACUUCGGUAUUAUGCAAUAUUUAAUAAACCAUUUAAACCAC
This is a messenger RNA of Perca flavescens (yellow perch), 7201 nucleotides long. RefSeq names its product sorbin and SH3 domain containing 1 (gene sorbs1). The record is from RefSeq and is a predicted model, not a curated record. The transcript is spliced from 25 exons. Gene Ontology annotation, cellular component: cell-substrate junction; nucleus; cytoplasm. Bases 977 to 3793 code for a protein of 938 amino acids. Gene Ontology annotation, molecular function: protein binding. NCBI's taxonomy places the organism in Eukaryota, Metazoa, Chordata, Actinopteri, Perciformes, Percidae. Gene Ontology annotation, biological process: cell-substrate adhesion.